AUGGCGAACCGGCGGAGCUAUGCCACCGGCACUGGCGGACAGGGAAGCACUGCCCCGAACAAAAACUGGUUGAGGCUAUCGAUCCUGCUUGGAAUACCAGCAUCGAUUUUCUUCUGGCAAAAAUCUCAGACAUCAAACCCCAAAGAAUCCAAGCAAGGCGACGAGCGCAAUCAAUCUUCACGCGACUAUGACAAGCCUCGCUCAAGAGGGGAGCAAGGCGGCACUGGGAGUAUGUCGUUCAAGCAGGAAGGCCUGUCUAACACCAACACCUCGAACCCAUUUGUCAAUGAGCCAGGCUUAUCUCAGAAAGGAGAAGGAGAAACCGAGACUGCGAAGGUGAAAGGAACAGUUCAGCAUGACCGCCCACAAGUUUGA
Penicillium atrosanguineum is the source of this 375-nucleotide messenger RNA. RefSeq lists its product as uncharacterized. The transcript is spliced from 3 exons. NCBI's taxonomy places the organism in Eukaryota, Fungi, Ascomycota, Eurotiomycetes, Eurotiales, Aspergillaceae. The record is from RefSeq and is a predicted model, not a curated record. Bases 1 to 375 code for a protein of 124 amino acids.